Molecule: messenger RNA, 1646 nt
Organism: Hemibagrus wyckioides
Lineage: Eukaryota; Metazoa; Chordata; Actinopteri; Siluriformes; Bagridae
Gene: mcat
Product: malonyl CoA:ACP acyltransferase (mitochondrial)
Exons: 4
Coding region: 215-1360 (381 amino acids)
Molecular function (GO): transferase activity
Source: RefSeq, a predicted model, not a curated record
GUGUGUUUGGUGCAUGCUGAUUAACUACAGAAAAAGAGAAAAAUCAUACACAUGGUAAAUAUUCCAAAAAUGAUAGUAAAGGGUACAGGACAUUAUCUCUAAUUUGCAAUAUGCUUUUUUGUUAAAAGAAUAAAAGUUUCAGGAAAGAGUUUAACAUGAAUCAAUAAACGCAGAGAUUUGUAUAGCGUUAAUUUGUCCAACCACGCGUGUUGUCAUGAGUUUUGUAGCUCUGGUUAACUGCAGGACAGCAGCAGUCCGGUGUUUCUGUAGCAAAGCUGCUGGUCAUUGCAGAAAAUUCAGCGAUCAUGUUCAGAAACCGGAUCAAUCUCAGCCGUCACCCGGAGCGAGAGAAGAGAAAGCAGUGGAGGAGAGACAGAGGGUAAGGAAACCCCCGGGGGAAGUGUCCGUGCUGCUGUUCCCCGGACAGGGCAGUCAGUUCGUGGGCAUGGGCAGAGGACUGCUCAAGUAUGGCAACGUGAAGGACAUGUUCACUGUGGCUGAGAAAGUGCUGGGUUAUGACCUUCUCUCACUGUGCUUAAACGGACCCGAGGAGGAUCUGAUGAAGACUGUGCAUUGUCAACCGGCUGUAUUUGUCACCUCUUUAGCUGCUGUGGAAAGACUGAAUCAUGAAAACCCUGCUGCGAUAGAGAACUGUGUUGCUGCUGCUGGUUUUAGUGUUGGGGAGUUUGCUGCUUUGGUAUUCUCAGGUGCAAUGGACUUUGCUGAAGCCCUUUUCGCAGUGAAAGUUAGGGCAGAAGCCAUGCAGAAAGCCUCCGAUGCAACCCCAAGUGGAAUGUUAUCUGUAAUUGGUAGACCUCAAGCCAAUUACAACUACGCCUGCCUUCAAGCUAGACAGCACUGUCUGUCUCUGGGUAUACAGAAUCCUGUUUGCUCCAUUGCAAACUACUUGUUUCCAGAUGGGAGGGUCAUUGCUGGGCAUCUUGAGGCAUUGGACUACAUCCAGAAAAACUCAAAACAGCUGCACUUUGCCCGGACAAAGCUGCUGCCAGUAAGCGGGGCUUUCCACACAGACCUGAUGGAGUCGGCCGUGCAGCCUCUGAGCGACGUGCUACGUCAGUUAGAGGUGCGCCGGCCUGAGAUCGCUGUCCACUCAAACGUCGACGGAAAACGUUACAUGCAAGAAAAACAUGUGCAGAAGCAGCUGGUCAAGCAGCUGGUGUCACCGGUGAAGUGGGAGCAGACAAUGCAUGAGAUUUAUGAGCGGACACGGGGCCAGGAAUUUCCUCACACGUAUGAGGUGGGACCUGGGAGACAACUGGGGGCUACGCUGCAGAAGUGCAACAUGAAGGCCUUUAAGAACUACACACACAUUGAUGUGGCUCUUCCACAAGAUGACUGAGACAUUUAGGAAACGGCAGUGAAAUAGAACAAUGAGAUUUUCCCAUUUGCCGCACUCUCUUACCGGGUUCGGAUAUUCCAGAUCAUUCUGUUAGGUUUUCAGAAUUCACUAAAAUUGUCUGUUAGCUUGCUUCACUUCUUGAAGUCUUAUCAGUUUAAAUUACGAUGUGUUUAUCUGCAUUUGUGACAAAAUGGUGUGAAAUAUUUAACUUGAAGAAAGACAGAAAUAAAUGUCAAGAUGUUUUUUAUAAUGUUUUUCAAACGCUGGAAUAAAAAACACAACUGAA